UCGAGCUUGGUGCAUCACCCCAGACACGAUCGCGAUGUCGUCGUACGAGUUGCCCGCCAACGCCAGCGAGGACGUGCUUAGAAGCAAGAUAGACGAAGUGCAAGGCAACCUGCAUUCGCUGAACAUAUCCAACUGCAUCGUAGCGGUACCGGCAUUGCUAUUGUCGCUCGCGUCCGGCCUCAGAAACCUACAAACUCUGUCCUGCAUCGCGUGCCCUCUGAAGGCGAGCCUUCUUCUGGACCGGCUGCUGACGUCGUUGCAGAACGUCACGCAGCUGGACUUCUCGCUCGUCGACGCCAUGGACGACGCCAAGGAAGAACUAUUCAAGAUCCGGCACUUGGGGAUCGUGCACGCGGGUAAGCAGACCAAUAUUCGCAAGAUGUACGUCGAGGUGGCGGACAAACACAACACACAGGUGCUGCUGCUGUUCCUAAAUUACUGUCCGCUCCUGAAGGACUUGCACGUUCACUUCGUGCACGACGUCAGUUCUGACUUGUGCGCGGCGACGUGCUCGAGCAUCGCCGACCACUUGCUCAAUCUUGUGAUAUUUACGGUCACUUGCGAGGCGCCGUCCACGGCGCAGUCGGACCCGAGGCAGCCGAUUGACUUGCGUUACUGCAUCGACCUUCACGGUAACGCGGUCUUCCGAAAGAGUCCGCUGGCCUUCAACUGCGCCCAACUGCGAAACGUGGUCCUGUCACCAAAUUCGACAUUCCCGCUUGAACCAGUCGUCCUGGUGGCCGUCGACAGACCGGAUCUCGGUUUCCUUAUUGGCGUCCCUCGGUACAAUUGCAGCCAGUUACGGAGCCUGUGCGUCCUGCUGUACGCCCGCAACCUCGACCAAGCCGUGUAUCCGACCAUCAGCACUAUGCACAGCACGGCCCUGCGCCAAUUCUUCGCCAAGCUUCACAACCUCGUCGAGCUUAACGUCAGCUCCUUCCACUUCGACGACAGCGUCGACUUCACGGAGCUCCUGGCUGCACCCGCCCUGCAGCGCCUCCGAGCGCUGUCCCUGCCACCCUGCGGCUUGCGUCCGGAAGGCGCCGUGCGACGGCUGGCCCUCAGGCUCGGCGACGUGGAAGACCUGGACAUCAGACUGAACUUAGACGGCCGCCACAAGAGUUGUCGUUCGUGCGACAAGGAACUGACCAUUGAACCUGUGGAUGCGAGCGCGUUUCGCAACGGGUCUGGCCGUCUUACGCUGAGCAACGUGCCUAACCUGGUUUCUGUGAACUUUCUCCCGCAUUUCAAGAUGCCCCACCUGCGAUUCAUCGACGACUCCGACGUGCCGCAUUUCGACUACAGGGCACUCUCAAUGACUUUAAGCUCUAGUAAAACCCUCCGCUCCCUCGUCAUCGGGAUGGCCCUCAUUAACUUCAGCGAGAUGUCCUUUGAGUUCUUGCUAUGCCCUGCGAUCGCUCUGGAACGCCUGUGCCUGCUCACCAAGACUAAGCUGGCGACAUGGAAAGCGCAUUUGGUCGUGGAAGCCAUGGCCCGCCAGCUGCCAACCAUCUUCUACAUCCACAUCCACUAUGUGGAUGUUGAAACGGGCUCGGAAACCACUGUCACCUGGAUUGGCCGACACGAAGGCGAAGCGGCGGGCCCAUCAAGUCGACCAAGUGUGAUGCAAAAGAAGCCUUGUAUCAUGUGCUCCACACAGACCUUCGUGGGCCUCGCAAAGCCGCACUACCGUGAACUGCAGUAGACCAAGGAGCACGUACAUCGCCUCUCAAAGGGUCACUGCAGCAUCGACACCUCGGUCUUGGAUAGACACUUUUUUGCCUCUUAUAGAUUGACGUGUGUCGCGAAAUCUCAUGUGCCUCUUAUUCAAAAGCGUCACCUACAGAUAUAUCGUCGUAACACCUCCAACAUGACAUUCGCUUUUAAUCGCAAACUAGCGAUUUGUGAAACAGCUAAUGAAUUUUAUUGCUCCUCCUGACUGUAGUCUAGUUGCUACUCGGGGACACCCGAUCUCGCCCACCUAAAGUAUCGUCAACGUAUCUAAAACUUCCGACAGGUUGACCCAAAUGUGAUAAAGAUCUCGUCAGCACCUUGCAUGGGUCAAACAUUGUCCGAAUAUUUAGAUACGUUGACGACUUCUUAGUAGUUCCUGAUUAUCCAAUUAACAAUUGUGACUUCACAGUAGCAGUGCAACGUAUGAUGUUUUUAA
Rhipicephalus sanguineus (brown dog tick) is the source of this 2170-nucleotide messenger RNA. RefSeq lists its product as uncharacterized. Bases 35 to 1705 code for a protein of 556 amino acids. NCBI's taxonomy places the organism in Eukaryota, Metazoa, Arthropoda, Arachnida, Ixodida, Ixodidae. The record is from RefSeq and is a predicted model, not a curated record. The transcript is spliced from 2 exons.